CGUGGGGAAGGAGUUGAGUAAGCAUAAGAAGAAGAAGAUGAGGUCGAGGGCGCAGGCUGUUGGCGAGGUCGAGAUUGAUGAAAGAGAUCGUAAAGAUUACUUCUCACCGUCGACGGACUUGUUUGAAGAUUACUGCGGGAGCAUUGUAUCGCGGUAUGGACUGGACGCGCCGGGAAUGAUCAGGCAGUGCGAAGUCAAUGAUAUAUCGUACGACUAUCGCUCUGAGUUAUCGCCGUCGGACAAGAUCUUCACUGUUACUACGGCGGAGGGAAGUCGGUUCUAUAGUCGUGUGGUGGUGCUGGCUAUUGGGCCGGGGAGGACGAAGAUACUGCCGUUCAAGCUGACGGGUGAGGAAGAGAAAGGGGCUUGUCAUAGCACGGAGAUUCGCAUGUUUCCGAGUAUCAAUGUGAAGGCCAAGAUUAAGCAGCGUCAGGAGACGAAUGUGGUGGUUGUUGGGGGUGGGCUAUCGUCAGCGCAGGUGGUGGAUAUGGCCAUUCGGCGAGGGGUGACCAAGGUUUGGUUUCUUUUGAGGUCGGAUUUUAAAGUCAAGCACUUCGACCUCGCAUUGAACUGGAUGGGCAAGUUCAAGAACUUCGAAAAGGCAGCAUUCUGGUCCGCAGACACGGACGAGGAACGCCUUGAGAUGAUCAAAGCCGCGCGUAAUGGCGGCAGUAUCACGCCACGGUAUCAGAAGAUUCUGAAGCAACAUGUGGCAGCCCAUCGGCUUUCUAUACACCCACGCACCGUCAUCUGCGGCAAGGAGUACUGCGCCUCCUCGCGCACAUGGCGUCUUACGACAGAUCCUCCGAUCCCUGACCUUCCUCGCAUCGAUUAUAUAUAUUUUGCAACAGGCAUGCAAGCCGAUGUGAAUGAGCUCCCAUUGCUCCAACGCAUGAACCGUGAGUAUCCGAUUGAAACUAAGCAGGGAUUGCCUUGCAUCACGGAUGACCUGAUGUGGCAAUCAAAUGUGCCACUUUUCUUGACGGGCCGGCUGGGGUCUCUUCGUUUGGGACCCGGUGCUGCCAAUCUUGAGGGAGCGAGGCUGGGCGCGGAGCGAAUUGCCUGGGCGAUGGAGGAUGUGUUGGGUAGAAAAGGAUCAGAGGAUACGGGGUCUGAACGAUCCAAGCAAUGCUUUUGCGGUUUGGGGAAUCGGUAUGCUGAGCUUGCUAACGUGGACGAAUAAGCCGAGGCAAUGAUUGAACACGAGAAUAAGAUUCGAGGCUGUCUGUGGAGGCUGUAGUACUGCAUUUACCUCCUCACUGCGGAGUAUACUCCUGAGAAUGGGUCACGAUGAUGAUGAAUAUGUGCCUUUAGAGAGACAUUGAUGCUGUAUGUUAACUUACUAUACGGUAUGAAAUUAACACACAUAAUUAUUAGUGAAUGUAUAGCAA
This is a messenger RNA of Aspergillus piperis CBS 112811, 1391 nucleotides long. Its product is annotated as FAD binding domain protein. NCBI's taxonomy places the organism in Eukaryota, Fungi, Ascomycota, Eurotiomycetes, Eurotiales, Aspergillaceae. The record is from RefSeq and is a predicted model, not a curated record. Bases 38 to 1183 code for a protein of 381 amino acids. The transcript is spliced from 3 exons.